Molecule: messenger RNA, 456 nt
Organism: Racocetra persica
Lineage: Eukaryota; Fungi; Glomeromycota; Glomeromycetes; Diversisporales; Gigasporaceae
Source: the annotation of a GenBank genome assembly
AUGAUAUGUAUAAGAACGACUAGAAAUUGGUUAGAAGUAUUUGGGUUUGAAUAUUCAGAAGUCAGAAAAAGAAUAUAUAUAGAUGGGCAUAAGCGUACAGAUGUAGUAGCUUAUCAUGAAAGGUUUUUAGAAAGAAUGGCUGAAUAUGAAACACAUAUGAUAGUUUUUUCUGAUAAAAAUAUGAAAGAAGAAACUCAACCAGCUUUUCAAGAUAUUGUAAUUUUAGUAAUACACGAUGAGUGUAUCUUCUCAGCAUAUGACAGAAGAUGUUGGUUAUGGAUACCAAAAGGGGAGCAACCACUUCACCAGGUUGUAAAUCGGGCAAUUCCAAUAUUUGAAGCUCGGUUUCCAGGUGCAAAAGCCCUUUUUGCAUUUGAUAAUACAACUGGACAUUGUGCAUAUUCCAAAGAUACCCUUGUGACAAAAAAUAUGAAUUUAUCUCCCGGUAGCAAAUAG